AUGUCGCGAGAACUUCCCAAGAAGACCAACCCACUCAUCUUGAGUGAUGCUACACCGGCCUAUGAAGAGCUUCUUGCGCGCCGCCGUCUUGGCAAGACCAACCUCUCUGUCAAGCCUGGCCAGAUUGGCACCUCGAAUGCGACCAAGAUCGAGAAUCUGGGCUUGUUUGAGUAUGCUCACCUUCGGGCCCCUCUGCCCAAGGAUUUGAAGGGCUCGGAGAUCUUCCCUUCACACAACUCUCAACAGCACCCGGAGACUUACUUUUUGAUGCGAAGGAGCAAAGAUGGAUUCGUUAGUGCCACUGGCAUGUUCAAGAUUGCCUUCCCAUGGGCCAAGGCCGAAGAGGAGCGUAUUGAACGGGAAUAUCUGAAGAAACGCGAGCACACCAGCCAGGAAGAAGUUGCUGGCAAUGUGUGGAUCGCCCCAUUGUUUGCUCUUGAACUUUCCAAAGAGUACCGAAUGUACGACUGGGUCCGUGCCUUGCUAGACUCCACCGAUAUUGCACAGAGUCCGUCUAGUGCGAAGAAGCACAUCACCCCGCCACCCAAGUUUGAACUGCCUGAUUCGGAUGAACUCUCUCUGGCUCAGCGCCGCAGCCGCCGCUCGGUCUCUCCUACUAAGAGAUCUACUACUUCCCCCCGUAAGGCUCGGACAGCCCGCUCUACAAAGGAGGCCCCUAGCACUCCCUCUACGUCUGCUGCCAAUGAUAGCCUGCAAAAGGCCCUGGAAGUCACAGCCGAAACUGAAUUGGAUUUAGCAAACGGGAUUUUGGAGAGCGUGGAAGACUUUGGACUCAAGACCGGCGGCUCCCCAGAGAAGAAGAAGAAGUCGAGUACGAUGAGGCACAGGAAGGUCGCCGCCGAGACCAUUACUGAGGCCGACGAGGAGAACGAAGAGGAGAACGACGAGACCAAGAAGCAGGAGGAUGAAAAGAAGGUCAAGGAGGAGAAGAAGGAAGAGAAGAAGGCAGAGAAGAAAAAGAAGAAGGAUGUCAAGGAGUCCAAAAUUGAGGCCGAGACCGAGACUGUCAAGGCCUCCGCUACAGAAACCGCUGAACCCACCCAGGCCACACUCUCCGUUGACCUGCCCAUUCUUCUCCCUGAAGUGCCGUCCGCCAAGGAAACGGAGGAGAUGAUUGCCAUGGCCAAGGAGAUGGUGGAGGAUGCCAUCAAGACCCAAACCUCCGAAGGCACAGUUACAGGAUCACCAUCCGUCAAGGUCACCAAGAAGCGCAAGCCUGAGGAUGACGAUGAAGAGACAGCGGCUGAGGCUAGCCAGAGAGCAAAGAAGGCCAAGGUUCUGGAGGAGAAGCUCAAGCGCGAACGGGUUCGGAACCGUGCUCUCUUUGGUGUUUCCGCUGCCUUUGCACUCGCUGCUUCAAUUCCUUACUUCUUCUAA
Messenger RNA from Penicillium verhagenii, 1398 nucleotides. Its product is annotated as KilA-N domain-containing protein. The record is from RefSeq and is a predicted model, not a curated record. The coding region runs from base 1 to 1398 and encodes 465 amino acids. NCBI's taxonomy places the organism in Eukaryota, Fungi, Ascomycota, Eurotiomycetes, Eurotiales, Aspergillaceae. Gene Ontology annotation, cellular component: nuclear membrane complex Bqt3-Bqt4. Gene Ontology annotation, biological process: mitotic telomere tethering at nuclear periphery; meiotic attachment of telomere to nuclear envelope. The transcript has 5 exons. Gene Ontology annotation, molecular function: DNA binding.